AUUCGUGCUCCACGUUUUGAGGGUCUUGUGCCAACCCACUUGCGUGCGCGGCGGCGGAGCGGCUUUUCCAUACGAGGCGAAGCUUGUGGAGUAUUGUCGGGAGUUUACGAAUCAACCAUCCACCGCAAAGAUCCGCACAAUUCAGGCAGUAAACAUCGGACGGUCGCGGAGAAAGUUGCCUUAAGCUGUUCAACAUGGAGUCUGUUCUUGGGAACCGACCUACAUCAUGCGACACCUUUGUGGCCUUGCCACCGGCCACACGCAAUGACUGCAUCGUGUUUGGCAAGAACUCUGACCGUCCCGCGGGGGAGGUGCAGGAGGUGGUGUACGUGCCCAAGACCCAUCACAGCACUUCAACCAAGUUGCAGUGCACCUACAUUGAAGUUGACCAGGUGGCCGAGACGUGCGCAGUCAUGCUGAGCAAGCCGGCCUGGAUGUGGGGUGCCGAGAUGGGAGCCAACGAGCAUGGUGUCUGUAUUGGCAACGAGGCCAUCUUUACACACCUCAAUGGACCAGAUGACCGCACCGAACGACUGCUGGGCAUGGACUUGGUGAGGCUCGGCCUGGAGAGGGGCAAGACGGCCCGCGCGGCACUGGACGUAAUAGUGUCGCUGCUGGAGAAGCACGGUCAGGGCGGACCCUGCUCGGACACGGACCUGUCGUUCACGUACCACAACAGCUUCCUCAUCGCCGACCGCACCGAGGCGUGGGUGCUCGAGACGGCCGGAAAGCUGUGGGCAGCCGAGAACAUCAAGAGUGGCUGCAGGAACAUCUCCAACUGCCUUUCCAUUGAGACCAAGAUUGACCUGUGCAGCCAAGGGCUGAAGGAGGAGGCAAAGCAGCUGGGUUUCUGGAACGACAGCCGGGGGGACCUCAACUUUCGCCUGGCAUUCAGCACGGGUGAGGUCGACAGCCGCUACACGUGCGGGAAGCAGCUUCUUGAGAAGCUCUCGGCAAAAGAAGAAGGCAUUGGAGAGCAGGAAAUGAUGAGGGUGCUCAGGGACAAGUGUAGCGGCAUUUGCAUGUCCUCCGGCUCCUUUGUGUCCACAGGCAGCCAGGUGUCUGUUCUCUCUGCUGCUUCGAGCAAGAGGCUGUGCUGCCACUGGUUCACGGGCACACCUGACCCGGCACACUCAGUGUUCAAGCCCUUCAUUUUUUGUGAUCAAGUGGUUCCUUCACGCCACAUCGUCUCUCCUGUGUUCGAGCACGACCCAGCGAAGACCAAGCCACGCUUCGAGUUCACCGUCGACCGUCGUCACACCCUGUAUCGGCACCACGAGCAGGCCCUGCAGGCGAUGCAGACAGGCAGUGCGUCGGGCAAAGAACUGCACGCGCUCAUGACUGAGCUGGAGGCCAAGUGCAUCCGAGAGGUGGACAGCUACCUGGACAAUCCCGGGAGUACGCAGGAGCUGCAGGAGCUCUUCAAGGAUGUCGUUGAUAGCGAGAUCAAGUUCUACAAGUAGACGGCGUUCCCCCUUGCUUGUGUGGCACUUGCAUGCACCGCCUUAUGUGUUGUUGGAUGAGUCAAGGAGACUUGCUCACUCGCCGUGCAUGCGUUUUGUUGCUCCCUUUUCUUUGCCAUUCCACUGCCACCGUUUCUCAACUCGGGGCACUCUGUGUGCACUGAACUGUAUACAGGUUGUGGGAGUGCUUUUCUUUUGGUGAGCUUUGAUGAAGCUAUACACUUCUUUUUUUGCCACUGGUUCAUUAUAACAAUUACUAUUAAUGCCUGUUAACUCAGUGUGGCAAUAGUUAGACAUAAUGCUGCCUUAUCUGCUUGCAAUGAGUAGCUGGGGUGCCUGCUUGUGUUGACCACGAAGCACAUACGUGCAGGCCUUUUCUUGAAGGAUCGAGGUGUGCUUGUUUUGUCACACGUUCAUUCACUCAGUUGGGUUGGUGGGUGUUGCACAGACGUGAGCAGCUGUUAUCUUUGCUGAGUUUCUUUGUCUUAAGACAGUGGUAAUGGCGACUCGUUGAUGUAUUGUAAUGCUUCCUGUUUCUAAGUCAUUUUCUUUUUUAUUUAGAAACAAAGAUUCUAGUGUGCAAUAGGCUGUUUCUGUAUGCUGUGAUAGAUUGCUUUUUGGUGUACUACUCGUAACAUACAAUCAAGGGCGUUUCUUUUAGGUGUGUUAUGCGACACUCACGGUUUGGGCUUCGUAUAUUUUGAGAAUGAUGCUCUGAUUGAAGUACUAGUAAUAUGCAACAUGCAUAUUGUAAGGCCACAUGAACAUAAACAGAUGACCAAAUGCUUUCUACAUUCAAUCUCUUGACAUUAUGCUCAGUGUUUUGAGCAUUAUUCGUGGUUUCUUGUUGCUUUGCAUUUUAAUGUAGCCAAGUGAGGAUUCCAGUGUCAAUAUAAUUGGCACGAUCCUCAAAACAUUCUUGGAUGUGAAGAUUAAGUAGCACACCUUAACAUUCAGGACUUUGCCGACUAUCAUUUGCUGUGCUCUGCUCAAAUCAGUUGGUGUGGUGGACGAGUGGGCAAGACGAUCCAACAGCAUGCUAAAUUUGCAGUGUAAUUAUUGAUUUAUGAUAGUGUGCUCAACACUUUAGUCACCUGCAACUCAUAAGUAAAAAGUUGGUUAUUUUAAUCUACUGUUAAAUUGUAAGCUGCUCUGAACGCUUGUCAAAAAGCAUAUCUUGAAGGUAGCUUUCAAAGGAACUGUAACAAAUGUAAAAUGAUUAUAGAGAAGUUUGAUUUCAAUAAAGCUGUGCAUGUGUAGUUAUUUCUUGUGCCCUUGUGGGGAUCUUUUAUUUUUUAGUGUAUUGUAUUUUCUUUGGUUGGUUCAGAUAGAGAGCUGUAUUGAUUAUCUCUUGAUUAAAAUCUUAUUUCGUUGUAGCGCAAGCUGAACAAGGACAACAGAAAGGCACAUCUGACACACACAGCACUAACUUUUAACAACAGAUUUAUUUCCUUUUCUCAUCGUUAUAUAUACACCCUCGAAACGUCAUACAACACGUAAAAUAUUUCGGUAAAAAUGAACAAAAAAUAAACUGGGAACCACAUGUAAGCAGUUUUUUUACUCACAUAUUCACAGACAUGUACAUGUUCAGCGCGAACAAAGAUAAUUCAGCUCUUUUGAGGAUAAUGAAAUGGAAGGUUUACUGAUGCAUGCGUUGCUGAAUGUUGAUGUGUCUAGCUUCUAUUAUCAAGUGCGUCGUCUCACACCUGCUUCUACUCAUGAUGACUGUUUCUUUAAAUCUAGGUUUGCAUUUGCAUCUCUGGCAGUAGAUGGCAAGAAAGCCGUCAGUGGCCAAGUUGCUUACUUUGUCACUGUGUUCUCGUAGCCUGCCAGUUAUGCAUCUGUGUGUGUCAGAUGUGCCUUUCUGUUGUCCUAGUUCAGCUUGCACUACAUUGAAAUAAGAUAUGCUGUACCAACAAGCCCCUAUAGCUAUCCUCAUCGACUUGAUUAAAAGGUGUGUGCCAAUUUUUGCGGCAGGUCUUCGGCGCUUCCUGUUUUGGCUUCAUAUGUGGCUUGCAUGCACUUGUCUAAAGGUGACCCAGAAUGCUUCCACAUUCAGAACAUGUUUUCUUGGAGCUUUGCAUGUGUAUGCUACAGAACUUAUGCUUCUGUGAUGUCCUGUGAUGACCAGCCUUGCACAUAGUUGAAGGUUUGAUACAUACAGCAUGAGGCAAGAUUUGACUGACUGUCUGCCUUGUGUAAUGCUGCGAGAGAUUGUUGUUAAGACGAGCACUAUGAUAUGUGCUACAAGGUAACGACACUUGAAUGUAUGUAUGGCAUGUGACAUGGAAAUAGUCUAAGAUAGAGAUGGUUUAUCUUUUUAUGAGGUACAAGAGACAAGGUGCAUGGUGAAUCUGCAAUGUAAUUAAGCAUCAGCUCAGAGCUAUUGUAGGCCUUUUUUUCAUUUUUUUUCUUUUCUUUUACUAUUACAGAGUUCCUUUAGACAUAUGUUUGGUCAUUGCUUCCAUGAUGGGCACACCAUAAAAGUAUCUGUUACUUUUUCUAGGGCCUCUGCUGGCUGUGCUCUUGUUGCUGACCUGCUCUGCUAUUAUUCACAUAUAGUGACAGAUAGCUGGUAAAGAAACUAAUUUUAAAAAAGUGCUACACUAUGUAGAAAAAAACUCUGCUUAGCUUACAUAAGUUGGCACUGCUUCAUAUGAGUUGUGCCAUUUGGUAACCACAAUACAGUUUGCUAGCACAUUUUGUGAAGCAUGACGAUGAGGUAAAGUCGUUACGUUUGUGUUCUAUUCCAAGGCCUCUCGUGAAACCCAGUGAUAACUUGCUUCACAAUGGAAAACAUUUUCUUGAAUGCUGGGCAGAGCCACACAGGCGGUAGCUCAAAUUGAGAAUUUGAGUAUGUGAGGACUUCUUACUCGUGCUGUCAGCGUUUUCUUUUCUUCAAUCAUCGAUGGAUGAACUUCCUGCGGGUAGGCAGAGGUGUGUUUAUAAAUUGCGAACUGUGGCGUGUAUGAGUAAAACUUGUUGUGAAAGAACACAGAGGUAAUUGAUCCUGAACAUGUUAGUUUAGCAGCUUUUUGUGUCCAUGCCGCGGUACAGAGGAGGAGUAAGUGUGCUUGCAAUCACUUUUUGCAUAUGUGUGAGACACAUGAAACAUUUCGCUGUGGUCAUUUCACUUUUGACAUUUCUCUUCUCUCCUUGAGAACACAGAGCUUUUACUGUAGCAGCUCACACACCCUGUCUGUUUAAUAACUAAUGGGUGCUCACUGUAGCCGUAGACAGUAUGAUUGUGCGUGACAGUUCGGUGCCACUUAUUCAAAACGUUCCUUAAGGUUGUGAGAAUCACGAACGCUUGCAAGAAAAGCAAAAGGGUUCCUUCGUUGCUCGAAUGUUUUGCUAACGUACAUCUCAGAUCAAAAGAAAGAUGUGCCAGCUUAAGUAAACAUGGUCGAGGAUGACAAGUAGCAUGGUAAAUUAACUCUUGUUAUAGUGCUUUGAAAUAAAGUCUUGUUUGUGAUGUGGGGCAUGUGGUGUGAGAAUGGCAUUGCAUUGCGCUAAAACUUUUCUUUGUGUGUACAGUGACAUUACACAGUACUUUCAUUAAAGCAAUGCUGACGGCAAAUAUUGAAUUAGUCUAGAUUGUUAGAUUAGACUUUGUGGAUGACUCAGUUGCAGAAUUGCAAUUGCCCUGAAAAGGCUUCACAAUUAUUCCACAAUUCAAAUGCUGGUGAUUGUGGAUGUCAUGCAUUGCUCCCUGUUUUAAGUCGAGAGUACCCUGCAUUUCAAUAAAAAGCACUGAUGAAGCAGUGUGAAGAGGUAGCACCAGUGAGUUCUGUAAGGAAAUUCAACAAUAUCGACCAAUCUGCACUUUAUUCCCUGUAGGACUGCAAUCUAAUGACUAUUUUAUUAUCAACGCGUGGCUGCAGUUUGCCAAUUAUAGAUGGGACACCUUACACAUUGGAGGUGGUUCUGUAUCUUCACGAUGGUAGGAUCAAUCCUGCCUUGCAAUUAUGUCAUUUUCUCACUUGCAGGCACUCUGUCCAAGGCAUGAUGUUUUGGGAAUUUUUGAAAGCUAGUCUUACCUACUUAGAUAAACAUAAUAUUUGCCUCUAGUACACCUUAGGGUGACAAUUCCUCCUUACAGACCUCUUUCGCUACUUUUAGCAACCUCAUUUGCUUGUGCUUUUGUUUGGUUUCUUGCCACUUGCUACAUGCUAUUUGAAUGUUUGCAGACAGAGUUGUUGAAGUGGCUGAUAAGAUGUUGCCGACUUGGGAAGAAGCAAGUCAAUAUAAGUUCUUGCCAUUACUUGCACGACUGUUGUCAUUCAUGCUGUUGGCCUCGAGGCGUCCCUUAUGGUCUCCAUCCUCCCGUUCCUGUGCUUUAGCCCCAAUUGCUAGUCCUUUGUUCUGUACCACAGGCUUUUUAAAUGCAAGUGGGGAUACAAUGACUUUGGUAGAGAUUUGCUUGGGACUUCAUGGCCUUCCUGUGUAUGGGCUAGCAUUAUACGGGGUUUUAGGAGACUGAGCUAACAGACAUGGAUGUGGAGUAUGCAUUCAUGCCUGCUAAGGUUGUGGCAGCAGGAACAGUGUUUUGUUUAUUAGCCACAAUGUGCCAGGUGUUUACAGCUUUGCUACAUCAGCACUUUCUGAUGUCAUUAGGAGCGCGGGAGACUUCAAGUGCAACUUUGUUGUUUGUGUUUGCCUUCAAGCUAUAAUCGUACAGUCCACGGCUCUGUGAGCAAAAGCUAUCUGGGCACUGUGUAAAGCGGCUAUUGUGCGGAGAUUGUGCUUUGUUUUGGAAAGAUAAAUGAAUCCCGAGCUCAGCUGUGUUGUUAGGCUCCUUUUCUUUUGUUUCUGCGACCACAAUUCUUGCUAGCACACUCUUUCACGAAAACACUGAUUUAAACAGCACCGAUAAGCAUUGAAACAAAGCUUGGAGUGUCGUAGGAGUGCACUUUGGGUUGUGUAAUAGUUACAUACCCUAUCAUCGGUAAACUGUAUAAGCUGAAGCAGUCCUUAUAGCUGCCAGGGUGCAGCAACCCGUGUUUCCAAAGUUUCUGUGGCACGAUGUGUACUUUUGUUUACCUUAUUCAUGUCAUCAAAAAUGUGCUAUGGGCUUGAGUGCACGCUGAAGCUUAAAUAUACAAUCUGGAGGAUUGCUGUUAUCUUGUUGCUUUGGUAGCUUUGUUGCCAGAGUGCAUAAGCUCAAGCUCACAUUGACUGGAUUUUGUCUGUUGUAAUCUUUACUGUGAAAAGCUCAAGUGUAUUUGUGUGUACAUGCUGCAGCAUACUGAAUGACUGCAGAGAUGGCAUCCUUGUUAAGUAAGGCAUGCGUUGGGUAACUGAGACAUUUGUGGCCAACGUAUAUUCAUGUAAACCUUUCGGUGAAGUUCCUAUUGUUAUUUUCAAGGUACAGGUUAUUUUUGGCACCAGUUGUUCCUCCUUUCUGUUCUGAUUGUUAUUUGUUUACAAAUUUUGUUGUGGCCAACAGUGUUCUCCACAGUUUGGUACUUUGAUAUCUGCAGUAAUUUGCUUUGCAAUAGCACUUGCACUUGUCUUCCUUUUGAGUUUAGUGCAUGGCUAAGUUUGCCUUAUUUGACCAUGCUUCGUUUGAAAGAAUGAGUGUCAAUAAAGAAUGGCAGCUUGA
Messenger RNA from Dermacentor andersoni, 7068 nucleotides. Its product is annotated as secernin-2. Lineage: Eukaryota; Metazoa; Arthropoda; Arachnida; Ixodida; Ixodidae. The record is from RefSeq and is a predicted model, not a curated record. Gene Ontology annotation, molecular function: cysteine-type exopeptidase activity; dipeptidase activity. Gene Ontology annotation, biological process: proteolysis.